This is a messenger RNA of Myripristis murdjan (pinecone soldierfish), 6851 nucleotides long. RefSeq names its product HIVEP zinc finger 3b (gene hivep3b). The coding region runs from base 604 to 6687 and encodes 2027 amino acids. NCBI's taxonomy places the organism in Eukaryota, Metazoa, Chordata, Actinopteri, Holocentriformes, Holocentridae. Gene Ontology annotation, cellular component: nucleus. The transcript is spliced from 9 exons. Gene Ontology annotation, biological process: regulation of transcription by RNA polymerase II. Gene Ontology annotation, molecular function: RNA polymerase II cis-regulatory region sequence-specific DNA binding; DNA-binding transcription factor activity, RNA polymerase II-specific. The record is from RefSeq and is a predicted model, not a curated record.
GUGCGGCUGAGACUCGGGAGUGUUGUGCGUAGGGCGAGAUGUUGUUUUGUUGUGGCGAUCAGCUGAAUGUGGCAUCGCUGUCCGGUCUGACAAAACAGUGGGAGGCACCCCGAUCCUUUCUCGCUCUCCCUCCCCAGAAGCGUGGAAACCAAAAUCAUCUCUACCCAACGCAACAUAAUCCAGGAAAUGCGGACUUCUGGCCCUUUCGCUACGGGAUAAAUGGCUGCAUCGCCCGCACUAUAUCAAGCUGACCCAUUUAGGAGCUGAACGGACACUUCUCUUGAGAUCCAACAAAAGAGACAUGCCGAGAGCACCUCCAGAGAGCUGUUAGAAUGGCUGAGGCUGGACAGGAGCAGAGCUACUCAGCACAGAGAGAUGAUCCAUGUUUACCUGCAUCUUUGCAGCUCCGGGGCACAUUUUAAUGAUGCCUUAUUUGGUCCUCUUGACUAACUUUUGGCCCUCACCAAAAAAGGCCCUUUGUUGUGAUUUACGACUCAGUCUUUCAAUGUUUCCCUGCCUCUGACCUCCCUGCUGCCAUGUGGUCAGCUCCAUGAGGCUCCCAGAGCCCUUCCUUGUGUGUCUGUGAGGCCUCCUCCUCACUCUAUGGAGGCUGAGCCCAGCCGUCCGGCCGAUGGGGAGCGCUCCGGAAGGCAAGAGCAGCAGCCUGUGUCUGCUGAGCCCCAACUGGGAUCCUGUGCACCUCAGCAGCCACAGCAGCCUCCCAACCCGCGUCCCGUACACAGAUCGUUGGGCCGCCUGCAAGGUCGCCAACCUAAGCGUGGAGACCUUCUGCUCCGGUUACAGCAGCAGCAAGCAGUAGCAUGGCAGCACUCAGACACCCCAGGUCCCUCAGGAGGCAGCUUCCUUUCUCCAUCCCUCUCUUCGACCUCGCCUCUUCCCUCCACCUCAUCCGCCCAGGGCGAGCAUGGUCUGGGGGUGCCAUCCCAGCCCAGCCAGGAAGGCCCCGAGGGGGGUGGCUCAUCCAGAAGAGGAGAGAAGAAACCUCAAAAACCAGGGAAAUAUGUGUGCUCUUACUGUGGCCGUCCAUGUGCCAAGCCGAGCGUCCUUCAGAAACACAUACGGUCCCACACUGGAGAAAGGCCCUACCCUUGUGCCCCUUGUGGCUUCUCUUUCAAGACCAAGAGCAACCUGUACAAACACCGCAAGUCUCAUGCCCAUCGCAUUAAAGCUGGCCUGGCGUCCAGCCGUGAUGAGCCCAGUUUGAGUGGACCAGAGGGCGGAGGCCUGGGAGAAGACCCGGAGGAACCCACCGAGGGAGACAGCACAGAGUCUGAAGAGGAGACAGGCCAUCAUAGGCAGUCCUCUUCUAAAGAGAUGGCGGGCCAGCAGAAGAGAGGUGGUAAGGAGCUGUCAGAGGAGAGCCAGAGGCCUGAGGACUCCCAGGCUGUCAAACAGAGGCUGGCAAUGAGGCUUAGUGAGAGGAAACGUGGUCCCAUGGCUUCUCCAGAUGACCCUCCCUCCUCUCUUUCCACAUCAUCUUCUUCACUGGGCCCUGGCAGUAAAGGCAGCACAGAGUCUGGCUACUUCUCUGGAUCAGGCAGCACUGAGCUGUCCCAAGUUAGCCCUCCCAGUGCCAGUGCCAAAACCUACGCAGAAAUUAUCCUGGGGAAAUAUGGGAGACUGGGAGGGCAGCAGCGCAGUCCCCAUCAGCAGCAGCCCCAUUCUUCACUCUCCUCGUCUACAGGACCGGAAGACAAGAGUAUUCCCUUCAGUGUACCCAAAACCCAAGUCAUAGAACAUAUUACUAAGCUUAUCACCAUCAAUGAGGCAGUGGUAGACACCAGUGAGAUUGAUAGUGUGAAACCCCGACGCUCCUCCCUAUCUAGGAAGAGCAGCAUGGAGUCACCCAAAUUUAGCACCCCAAAAGACCCCUAUGCAUUUGAACCCAAAGGGGAAAUCCCUGGCCCCAGUAGUUUGGGACACCUCCACAGUCCUGAGGGUGAGCCAUCAGGUGCCCAGGAGCUGUCUACAGUGCCUCUGCUUCGAAGCCACUCAAUGCCAUCAUCUGCCAGCCAGGGAGACCCCUCAACCAUGUCUCCCAGAGGCUUCCGUCUCUGCCACUCUUUUGAUGAACAGCAAGCAGUGGUGGCAGAGAUGAGGGUUGGCCAUGCCCAGCGUAUGCUGAGGCGCCAGCCUGCCAUAGAAGUUCCCCUGGGAGCUGAGCUAAUCCUGGAGGAGGCAGGUCCCUCUUCCUCUUCAGUCAGAGGCACUGACCUAGACAGGCAGAAACAACAACAGCAACAGCAAAGGGGUCCCAGCCUGUAUGAGUGUGAAACAUGUGGGGCCCGCUGCCAGCAGAGAGAGGGCUAUGAGGCCCAUAGAGUCAUCUGCCCUGGACAGCAAACACUGGAACAAGAGAGUGGGGAUGUGAGUGGAACAUGCAGGGAGGACCGCCCCCAGAUGAUGCACUAUAAGUUCAGAGCGCUGGCCAUGGCUGUAAGGAAGAGGAGGAAAGAGGAGAGUCUGGAAGAGGAUCCUCCCAGCCCUGGGCCCACAGCCAUGUCAAGCAGUUCUGCCCUCUCUCCAGUGCCAAGCAGACCAGAGCACAACCAGGCCCUCUCAGGUGUUCCCUCCCAGACUGAGCCAAAACAGCAGCAGCAGGACAGAAAGGGUGUGUCUGUCAUCCAGCACACCAGCUCUUUUGAAAAGCAGGAGAGUAUAUCCAUGGAGAGUCAGGAACCAGACCUCAGAGAGGGUCAGCCAGUACAACAAACAGAGCCAAAACCAUCACCUUCUACAUCCCGCCUCAUCCGCCAGCCCAACAUCCAAGUGCCAGAGAUCCUGGUUACCGUGGAGCCUGAUGCUGACAUGCCAUCUGUGUCACCCCCAGUAACAGCAUCCUCAUCCAAGGAAGCAGAGAGAGUGGAGGAGUUCCAGUGGCCGCAGCGCAGUCAGACUCUGGCCCAGCUUCCUGCAGAGAAGCUGCCACCAAAGAAGAAGAGACUCCGGUUGGCAGAAGUGGCCCAGUCCUCCGGGGAGUCUAGCUUUGAGUCUGUGUCCCUGCCUCGCAGUCCCAGUCAAGAGAGCAACAUCUCCCAUACUUCAAGCCUGUCUGCUUCCUUUGAGGACACAGCAAGGUCUGAGCCUGCUGUCUGGGCCUCUAGUAGCCAGGGCUCCCAGAUGCUGAUGGUGCCUUCCACCUCCCACCAACACCACCAAACCCACAAAGAGAUGCGGCGCUCAGCCUCAGAGCAGGCCCCAGCCAGCCCACAGCAAACAGAUCAGACCUCAGAGACCAGAAGCAAGUCCUUUGACUAUGGGUCCCUGUCCCCACAGCAGUCUGCAUCUGCCUGGAGAGAAAGGAGGAAGUGUCUCCUAGUGAAGCAUGCCACCCUAGGGGAACCUGAGCAGGAGGAAGGGAGCAGCAUGAGUCACUCACCUAGAUUAGACAGCCCCAAGCCAGGACCAUCCCACUCUAGCCAUCCUGCUGCCCACUCAAGUGAGGCCAGCUCCUGGCUCAACCCAAAAGCAAAAGCAAAAACCCUGCAGCUGUUCCAGCCCCAGAUCCUCCCCCUGUCUCAGGGUGUACUCCCUUUGCAGCCCAGAGGUCAGGAAAUGUUCCCCCCGCCAUCGCUUGCCCAGCUGCUCCCAGUCACAACAGCCAUCUCUGAAGUCCUUUCCACCCAGAUCAUCCACAGAGCCUUCUUACAUUCAGAGACAACACACCCACCUAUACAGGUGCACCCAGCACAGAUCCACAUGGCUGAACGCUUAGGUAUACCUCUCCAUCAGCUUCCUGCGCUACUUCCUCUCCAGUUCUCUUCCAGAACGAGAGCUAGUCAGACUCUGUAUCUUCCUGUAUCCCCAAGAUGCACUGCACAGGUACCUUCCCCUCCCCUCACAGUGGCCAGACCCUCCAUCUCUUCCAUGUCUCCUGCCCUUACUCGACAGUCCCUUGUCCCUGUUUCCUACCACCACCCACGUCCAGUCAUUGCCACAUGCCUGACACAGCUUACACCGGUGGUAUCCCUUGUGGUCCCAGUACGCCUCCAGACCCAUAUACCCACCUAUGCUAGCGCCAUGUAUACCACACUGUCUCAAAUCCUGGCCUCUGCCCGCUCACAGGAGCCCAUUUGUUGCACAGCUAUGGUCAUCAUGGGCCAGGUGGAGCGGGACAAGCUACAGAGGUCCUACCUGAAGGUCCCCACACCAGACAUCAAGAGCCUCCUGCCCCUGUCUCUGCCUGUGGAGCUGGCCUCUGGGUCAGGAUCUGGGGAAGGCUACGGUCCACUCGGGGCUGGAGGGAGUAAACGCAUGCUUUCUCCCGCUGCCAGUCUGGAGCUCAGUACAGAGGCCCAGCGCCACCAAAAAAGAGUAAAGGAGGAAGAAGAGGGGGAGCAACAUAAGGCAGGAGAGGGGGUGGUAGAAGAGAAGGUGGAAGAAGAGUUAAAAAGUAAAGCCCCUGGGAGAAAACUGGAAGAAGCAGAGAAGAAAGAGCCGAAGAGGGCAGAGGUGGUAACUGUGAAAGUCGAGGGGGAGGAAGUCCAAGUACCAAGGAAACAUACCAGGGAGAAAGAGGAGGAGGAGGCAACAGAGGAGGCAAAGCCAAAAAAAGAAGAGGUGCCAGUUGUGGAAGAGGGUCAGGGGGUGGUCAGUGCUCCUCAGCUCCCACGCCCAGAAAGACCUAGCACCCCAUCAUACCCCAGCCUGCACACCGCCACCUCGGUCAACUGGUGCUACCUGAACUAUGUAAAGCCCAACCCUUCUGCCCAGAGGGACCCCCAGACUUCAGUUUAUUCUACCUGGAGUGUCAGUGUUCACAAUCCCAACCUGCCAGGCCUCAGCACUAAGGUGGCCUUGUCUCUACUGUGCUCUAAACAGAAGCACAGCUCAGAGACUUACACCAUGGCCACAGCACCGACUCCAGCCAAAAGCAAAUUGGCCCCUGCCAGCAGCAGGACGCCACGUGUCUCAGAGGUACAUGCUACCCCACCCAGUGCCCUUGUUGAAGUGAAGGAUGCACCACAGCAUGAAAAGGAGGAGAAGAAGAAAGGGAGGAGAGAUGAGGAAGGACCCUCCACCUCCAAACAGACCGAGCCAUCUCGCGUCCGAAUCUUUGAAGGCGGCUAUAAGUCUAAUGAAGAGUAUGUGUAUGUACGAGGUCGCGGCAGGGGAAAGUAUGUAUGUGGAGAAUGUGGUAUCCGCUGUAAGAAGCCCAGCAUGCUGAGGAAGCACAUCCGCACACAUACAGAUGUCCGUCCUUACAUCUGCAAACACUGCAACUUUGCCUUCAAAACCAAAGGGAACCUUACUAAACACAUGAAGUCAAAGGCUCAUGGGAAAAAGUGCCAGGCAAUGGGAGUGUCUGAGUCAUCACUGGAUGAGCCAGAGAGCGAGGAAACAGCAGGCAGUGAUGAGCGUGUGUGUGGCUCAGAGGAGCAGGAGGAACAUCAGUUCUCCGAUGUGGAAGAGUCUGAGGAAGAUGAUGACAAUGCAGAUGAUGACGAGGAGGAAGAGGAGUCCUCAUCGCAUGACGACCCACCGUCAUCCUGUUCAUCAGACACCCAUCCGUCAACAGGGGGGCGUUCCAGCUGCAGCAGGCAAUCUCAGCAAGGCACCCCUGAACGUGAGGCCCCGGGCACCAGCCGCAGCCCCAGUCAGGAGCCGUCCCCUAGAAGGCUUUGGCCCAGCAGGCGAGCCACCUCACCAGGCAGCAGGAGAGCACUGUUCUCACGCCGGGGCUGGAAUGCCUCGCCCAGAGCUUUCUCCCCCAGCAGUGAGAGCUGUUCCCCGAGCCGCAGCCUCUCCCCUAGGCUGGAGCUGUCCUCCCCCAUCCGUAGCCUCUCCCCGAGGACAGAGCUGUCCUCUCCCAGCCGACACGUCUCACCAUCCCCUGAGAGAGGACCGUCCCCUAUCAGAGCCCUUUCUCCUCUUCAUCCCCUAUCCUCAAGCUGCUACCGGGCAUCACAAUCACGGGCCCCUCCUUCGCCACUUGGCACACAACACAGGACCCCUGGGUACCUGCCCUGGGAGAGCCCUGGUACAAUGAGUAGUAGUGUCAAACUGGAGAAAAGCGGUACAGCAGGGGAAGGGCCAAUGUCACCAGAGGCAAGCCUGUUCCCGCCUGCUUUUCGUCUUUCUGCUAGUGAGGGUUAUUCCAGCCACCAGGCAGCAGACAAUGUCUUCAGCCACCUUCCCAUGCACUCCCAACAAGCCAAGGUCCCCUGUCUGAUGAUCCCCAUCGGAGGGAUCCAAAUGGUACAGGCCAGACCAAGGUCUCACCCCACCACCACCCCAUCUUCCCCAACUUCUCCACCAAUGGAGGGGCCAUCAGUGCCCAGGUUUGAACUAUCCUGGGGUGGGACCCCCAGAACUCAAGGGCUCAGGACUCCUGGAGGCCACUGGUUAGAGAGCCAGGAAGCAGGAACCAGCCAAUCAGGGCGCUGUAGCCCUAGUGCAGCACCAACGCGUUCCAAACCAGAGUUGGAGACCACAGACUCAAAGCAAUAUGGCAGCUCGCAUAGCUCUGCUCACAUCCACAGGUCUGCUACUGAGACCAGGGAACGUUCAGACAUUAGUCGUUCAAUACCAUCCCUCAGUCUAGCAGCCCCCUUAGCCUCGCAUGUCACUGGACGGCAUUCGGAGGGGGAGGAGCCUAAACCUGUGUCUGGUCAGGUGGAGGGAGGAGCUAAAGGAGAGACAGCCAGAAAAGACCAGAGCACUUAAUAGUGUCUACAUCUUGAUGCAUCAUGCAUCCCAUUUUGCUUUAUUGGUUGCUACACUAGUCUUGUUUUUUAUUGCUUUGUUUUUAUACAGUUUUCAAUACUAUUGUUAACUUAAAUGUUUGUUCUUUGGCAAUAUUCAGGUUUGUUAUAAAAUGCACUUUUUUC